GGUGGCGGGGCCUUCGUCUCGCCCAGUCCCCGCGCCGUCGCCGUCCGCGCUCCGCGUGCUCUGCUCGGGGACGCCCAGGGGGCCGCCGUAGCGCUUGCCCUGUGUCCUGCGGGCAUCAGGAGACCCACAGCCUAGAGGCCUGCACAGCCGGGAGGCGGGGAAAUGGUGGGUACACGCACAGGGGCCCGAGGUGGGGGCGGGGCGGGUGCAAACGGCCGCCACUGGCCGCCGGCCCCAGGCCUCCCCGCGUCUCCCUCCGGAGUCUGCGGACCCGCGCGGCGCUCGGCUUCCCCUGGCCGCGGGACGGGAUGCGGCCUCGGCCGCCGGCCGCGCCCGGCGUCCGGUCCGCUUGAGCGCGCGGCUUCCGCCCGGCCGGGGCCCUCGCCGGCGGCUGCGCGCUGGCGACUGAGGAGCCGCUUGGUGCGGGCGCUGCGGGUCCAGGCCCUGCUUUUCCCUGGUGGACGGGAACAGGGGAGCCGCGGCUUCAGUGUGAGAGUUCGUUUGAGCGAGGGCCUGUGCACCGGUGCAGAGCGCGCAGCCGGGGUGUGCGGUGUCCAGAGCCACGGCUUCGUGAGCUGCGUGGGGACGCGAACCGCGCCCGGAACCGGGUGCAGGUGGGUGGGCGCCUCGCUGGGGCUGCCCGGGUGCAGACUCGCUGCUUCUGUAAGGAGAGGCUCGUUGCAGGGACUGUUGAUAUUCAGGGAUGUGGCCAUAGAAUUCUCUCCUGAAGAGUGGAGCUAUCUGAACCCUGCUCAGCAGAAUCUGUAUAGGGAUGUGAUGUUAGAAAACUACAGAAACCUGGUCUCCCUGGGUAUUGCUAUCUCUAAGCCAGACCUGAUCACCUGUCUAGAGCAAAGGAAUGAGCCGUGGAGUGUGAAGAAACGUGAGACAGUAGGCAAACAACCAGCUAUUUCUUCUCAUUUCACCCAAGACCUCUUGCCAGAGCAAGGCAUAAAAGAUUCAUUUCAAAAAGUGAUACUGAGAAAAUACGGAAGCUUUGGCUUUGAGAAUUUACACUUACAGGAAGAUUGGGAAAGUGUGAGUGAAUCUAAGCUGCAGAAAGAAUGUUAUAGUGGACUUAACCAGUCUUUAUCAACUACCUAUGCCAAAAUCUUUCAGUGUAGUAAACAUGUGAAAGUCUUUAGUAAAUUGUCAAAUCUAAAUAGACGUAAGAUAAGACAUACUGGAGAGAUAUCUUCCAACUAUAAAGAAUGUGACAAUUCCUUUUACAUAUCCUCAAUUCUAACUCCACUUCAGAGAAUCCGCACUGCAGAGAAAUUCUACAAGUGUAAAGAAUGUGGCAAAGCCUUUAAGCACUGCUCAUGCUUCAUUGAACAUAAGACAGCUCAGAAUGAAGAGAAACAUUACAAAUGUAAAGAAUGUGGCAAAGCCUUUAAAUCCUUCUCAAGCCUUUCUAAUCACAUUGUAAUUCAUACUGGACAGAAACUCUAUAAAUGUGAAGAAUGUGGUAAAGCUUUUAACCACAGUUCAAACCAUGCCAAACAUAAGAAAAUUCACACUGGAGACAAACCCCAUAAAUGUGAAGAAUGUGGCAAAGCUUUUAACUGGUUCUCAUACCUAACUCUACAUAAGAGAAUUCAUACUGGAGAGAAACCCUACAAAUGUGAUGAAUGUGGCAAAGCCUUUAACCAGUGUUCAAACCUCACUAAACAUAAGCGGAUUCAUACUGGAGAGAAACCCUACAAAUGUGAAGAAUGUGGCAAAGCUUUUAACCGGUGCUCACACCUUAUUGAACAUAAAAGAAUUCAUACUGGAGAGAAGCCCUAUAAAUGUGAAGAAUGUGGUAAAGUCUUUAUAUCUUGUUCAAGCCUUUCAAACCAUAAGAGAAUUCAUACAAAAGAGAAAUGCUACAAAUCUGAAGAAUGUGACAAAAUCUUUAACCACUGCUCACACCUUAAUGUACAUGAGAAAAUUCAUACCUGAGAAAAAUCCUACAAACAUAAAAAAUGUGACAAAGCCUUUAAUACCUGCUCAUGUCUUACUCAGGAUCAGAGUUCAUAUUGAACUAAAGCAGUAUAAAUGUAAUGACUGUCAAAACACCUUUCACGGAAAAAAAUAAUUUUGCCACAAGUUAAUUUGUUCAUUAAUGGACCUUUAAUUCUUUUUUUUUGUCUCCACAAAUCUGCCCUUAUGCCAGUACCAUAUUGUUUAAUUAUUUUAACAUCAUAGUAAGCAUUUUUAUCGAGUGUAAGCUACUGAAUUUUGUUAUCAUUUUUCAGAAUUCUUGUGAGUUUGAUUUACUUUGCAUGUUUAUAUAGAUUUUAGGAAGAGCUUGUCAAUUUAUAUUAAAGAAAAGCUAUGUUGGAAUUCGCGUUGAAUCUGUAGAU
Molecule: messenger RNA, 2348 nt
Organism: Saimiri boliviensis boliviensis (Bolivian squirrel monkey)
Lineage: Eukaryota; Metazoa; Chordata; Mammalia; Primates; Cebidae
Gene: ZNF695
Product: zinc finger protein 695
Biological process (GO): regulation of transcription by RNA polymerase II
Cellular component (GO): nucleus
Molecular function (GO): RNA polymerase II cis-regulatory region sequence-specific DNA binding; DNA-binding transcription activator activity, RNA polymerase II-specific
Source: RefSeq, a predicted model, not a curated record